UUUCCGUUUUCACCCCUGCACCACUAUCGAUCCAGGGCCCGAGCAUCGGCGUCGGGCGGCUUGCUGCUGGGUGCGAGCCCCGGCAGUCGCUGAGCGCGGGCGGCGGGCGUCGAGCGGGGGCAACCUCCCUCGCUUCCUAUCCUGUCGCUGGCGGCCGACGCCCGACAUCGAUGGCGAGUCCUCGGGAUCGGAGGCUUCCGCUGCCCUCGUUCCCGAUGGAGAACCCCUUCAGCCUGAAGGUGCUGCAGGUCUUCACCGGCUUCGGCGUCGGCUGCGGCGUCGGGAUCGGCGCCGGCCGCCCCAUCUACCUAGGUAUGAUACCUGGGCUUCAGCAAGUUAUGAGUGCUACAAGAGGUGCCGCAGAUGCUUUUUCUGGUGUCACGAGGCACGUUAAUUCUGCUCUAAGGAAGUCCGGGUUAAGAAACAUUGAAGCAGGCAUUGGCUGUGGAGUUGGUAUAGGCCAUGGUUUUGGAAUAGGAAUCGCCCUGAAGCCACAAGUACUUCACGGGAUUCAGUCAUCUGUUGGGGAAGUUAUAUCUAAAUUCACAUCAAAGCUGAAGGAUGCCCCCAGGGUGUCGUCCGUGUCAAAUCUUACGGCUGGUUCUUUGUCUAGCAAUCAACAAACUCGCAAUGGUAUGUCCAUGGACCUAGAGGCUAAGACUGAUGAAGUAUCAAGAGUACAGCCUACUCAUGGAUUGCAUGGCCAUCACGGGGUGCAGCCAGAAGCAUUGACUGGAAGUCGAACUGAAAAGGUCAUUGCCAACUUUCUACAGAGUUCGCUGUUCCAGAAUGAUACAAAGAUGGAUUUCAAAGAUGCAUCUGGAAAUUUACAUGGCAUGGAUACUGUACUUCAAUUGGUACUGAAGCAUCAAAUGGUUAUUGAAGAAUUGCGAGAGGAAAAUGAAAAGCUGCGUCAAAUACUCGUGGAGGAACUUAAGGUUUCACCAGCCAAGUUACAAAUAGCUAGUAAAAAUGGAGUUAAGGCCUAUUAUCCAUGCUCGGACUGCUUUGAAUGUCGGCGGCGAAGUCGAAAAACAGGAUAGUAGUUGCAUUGCCUCUUUAGCAUUUUAGCAAAGUUUGGUUACUUCUUCAAUAGCCAACGAUUUCACUAGAAAAGUACUAGUUUUCUCAAUAGUAUCCUCGACAAAGACCUGCAGAUCUUGUUCUGCACAUCUGGAACUUCUGGAUAGCUUGUUCUGUUCAUGUGGAACAUGAUCAUCAUCCAAUUGAUGCAGAACUUCUGUUCUGAACAUACAAAGGACGUGAUGUUUCUUUUUUUUUUUUACCCCUUUCCACUCAGAUCUGCACUUUUGGAAAAUUGUAACAUUCUUACCUGUAAAAC
This is a messenger RNA of Phragmites australis (common reed), 1342 nucleotides long. RefSeq lists its product as uncharacterized. The record is from RefSeq and is a predicted model, not a curated record. Bases 171 to 1043 code for a protein of 290 amino acids. The transcript is spliced from 7 exons. NCBI's taxonomy places the organism in Eukaryota, Viridiplantae, Streptophyta, Magnoliopsida, Poales, Poaceae.